This is a messenger RNA of Ailuropoda melanoleuca (giant panda), 4268 nucleotides long. RefSeq lists its product as uncharacterized. Gene Ontology annotation, cellular component: membrane. The record is from RefSeq and is a predicted model, not a curated record. The transcript has 3 exons. NCBI's taxonomy places the organism in Eukaryota, Metazoa, Chordata, Mammalia, Carnivora, Ursidae. The coding region runs from base 3161 to 4189 and encodes 342 amino acids.
UGUGUGCUGUCUACACAACUGGGUGUGAUGCCUGUACACCCACUCCUGGUACAUAUGCCACCUGCCUGUGUUGUAUGUACUCCCGUCUGUGACAUCUACUCCCCCAUGUGUGAUGCAUACACACUCACAUGUGACCGAUAUACACCCGAGGAUGAUGUGUGUCCCCCACGUGUGACAUAGGUGUCCCCGCCUAUAACAUGUGUGCCCCCAAGUGUGAUGCAUGUGCACCUUGUGACUUCAGUGCAUGAGUGUGAUGUAUGUGCCCCGCAUGUGACUGACGUCCAUCCGUGUAUUCAGAGCGUCCAACCCCAGGCUGCUCAGCGGGACCGUGUUUGCAGCGACAAGAGCAAUGUGACUGCCCGUCGCACGUGGAGGGACCAGAGCCACGUGGGGCCGUGGGCAACUGUCCAUGAGGCUCUGCCCCGCAAGUAGACGCAGGUGCAGCCCUGUCCUAGCCGCGCAGAGACAAGGGGGGAGCAGAGCAGUGGGCGCCGUGGGGUCGUGCAUGAGAAGACGCACGUAGGCACCUGUCAGUGCAGAGACCCCCUCUGGAGGGACACACAGGAACCUAGAACAGCACCUGCCUGUGGGAAGGGCAACUGGGCAGCAGGGCUCAGAGGUCAGGGAGAGGCUGCGUUUCCACCUCCAGCAUCCCGCCGUUACUGGAAAGCACGAUCUGCUGAAAAUUCGAGAGUUUAAAAGCUGCUGGUUGUGGCUGAAAUGAGAGCUUCUCAUCCUCGGAACGGGGACAACGCUCUGCCACCUGCGGGCAUCGGUGGGUUGUCCUGCGAUCGUAAGACUCUCAGAAUCUGACGAAGCCGCUGACACGUGGGGAAUGGGGAUCCCGUUCAUGGGAACCUGUGGUCUCAGGUGAGCGAGCGGCAGGUGGGUCCCGCUACCUGUAAAACCCACCGCAGGCCCUGACACAGUGAGGACGAUGACAAGGAGACACUUCCUGUGGGUGCUUUCUCAUGUGUCGUCACACUGAAUCCUGGCAGGAGCCCGUGGACACGCUCACCUGCUCCAGGCUUAGACAGUUUAGGAAGUCAUCCAAGGCCAUUCAACAAGUAAAGGGCGGAUCUGGACCUUGAACCUGGGUGUGUGUCACCCAGAGCUCACGCCUCGUGGACCUGCUGGCCAAGAGCCCAGGCCUGGGUCCCCAGGAGCCCUCACCGGGUCCACGAGGGGUGGGGUCUGCACUCCCUGGGCUCCUGCCUCAGUUUCCUGGGGCCGAAACAAGACAGUGUACCUGGCACCUUAAACUACAGAAUCUUAUUAUCUCACGGUUCUGGAGGCUGAGAGACCAAAAUCAAGGUUUUGGCCAGUUUGGUUUCUGAUGAGAGGCAUGGAGCGCCGUGCCAGGGGGACCCGUGGCAUUUGUGUCUGGACGUGCAAGGAGGGACCGGGUAGUAGUGCCGCCGCGCCCAUCUCCAUGGAGCUCGUGGGGGCCGUGUUGGGGUUCGUCCUACACCCAGGGCGCGUGCUCUGCAGGACAGCGUUUCUGCACCAGACCUCCUCCUGCACUGAGUGCCAGAGGGGGUGAGGUGUGGAGGGAAGGGACAGAUGGGGAGCCUGCAGGAGGCUGAAGGGUAAAUUCCUGUCACUCUCCUGGCCAUCACGAGGCAGGGACAGCACUGACCACCCACAACACUGACACCUGUCCUGAGAGACUGUGGCCUGAUGGGGAAGAGGUGCUGGGCCCAGAGUGCGGGCCCCAGGCCUGGGAGGGAAGCAGAAGGGACUGGGGCAAAGGCCUGACACGGAGGAGAUGCUGGAACGAGUGGGUCAGCGAUAAUGUGUAUGUGGAGAAUGAUCUGGAUUCUUGUACAUAUGAAUACUGGUAGGUGCCAGGCUCUGGAUUCUCUACUUCCUGGGAGAGCCCGGAACGGGUGUGAGCACAGGAGGGAGGCAGACUCGCACGAGGACAGCUGACUGAUUGCAGAGAGGUCGGGGUUCCAGGCAAGCUGUGGCCAACCCAGGUGGUCCCUACAAGCUGCAGAGAGCUGAUUGUUCUUCCUUUCAGGAUAAGGUCCUUCUCUGCCCAUUGCGGUUUGUCUUACCCUGGUCCCCAGGAAGGACAAAGGGUUUCAGGUCCCUGGGCCUGUGUCAGAUGGGACAGGUUGGGAUCUGAAGGGGGCUGCCCUGAGGGGCCUCUGCCCCCUGGUCAGGGCUCUGCAAGAGAGUGACCCAAGAAGGACAUUCUGGGGCUCUCGGGGACCGGCUAGGAAAGACCUGUCUUGGUGGCAGGCACAGCAGAGCUCACCAGACCAUCAUCAGCUCCCCCACAUUUUCUCGUCCCGGGCAGUUAGCCAGGCCGGGUGACAGUGUGGCCGACAAGACUGAGCAGAGACCCCGCUACUUCUGGAUUAGAGAGACACCCCCCGGGGUGACUGCACUGUCUGCGUCCCUGCUGUGGCCCCGAGGGGCACCUACCAGGGCGUGGAGCCUCCCCCAAUGUGACAGGCCCUCCCUCAGUCUGGGGGCCUCCCCUGGUCAGACCCUGAGCUCCUGGAUGUGUGGGUGACAGCAGCCCAGCCUCACUGAGCUGACUGCGGGCCUGCCCAGAAGGGGGGCAGGGAGCCACUUCCGUCAGCGCCUCAGCGGUCACCUGUUGUGGGCAACCUGCCGUCCCCUGGGCACCUGGACUCGCACCGGGUGUGGGUUCCCAGCUUCUACGGGUCAGAACCCAGGGGGCUCGGCGGGGUCCACAGGCCCAGCGACUCUGGGACGGACAUUAAGCUCUGGGCUGGGGCUGCAGGGAGCUCAGGGGUCACCCGGGAGGCUAUGCGUCCAGGCUCCCACGGGUGCUUGCUGACGGGGUGCACUUCCUGUGGCAGCUGGACGGAGGCCUCACCCCUCCCUGGCUGUUGGCCAGAGGCUGCUCUCCGUCCCUCCCCAUGGGGGCCUCCCCACAGGGCCACCCACAACACGGCCGCCAGCGUCGUCACAGCGAGCAGGACACAGAGUGACAGCAAGACGGUGUCACCCUCGUGUAGGACCUGCUGUCCCUGAGGGCCGUCCAUCACGUGAGCGGCACGCUGCUCCUUAGAGGCCAGUCCCCGGGGCGGCCCCCACUCCAGGGGCAGAGCUUGCCCGGCCUGCAGGCAGGAGGGUCUCUGCAGCCCCGUGACAGGCUGCCUACUGCACUAAUGCACUCGGGAUGGACCGAAAACAUGCUCGUGCUUUUGCUCCGACCUCUCCUGACGUUCCUGCUCUCGCUGUGGGGGGUCAGGGCACCGCAGGCAUCUGCGGCGCUCUGACCCAGAGCUCUGGAGUCCGUGGUUCCGGAGUGGGGGAUUCUGGAAUCCCUGUUUCUCUGAAGCGGAUGCAAGGAGAUUCCGUGACAUUUCAUGUGAUCAGAAAACCAGAAUUACCCCCAGCAGUCGAGCUGGAGAAGAUUUCAUGGGGCAAUGCAUCCGGGUCAAACUACAUAGUUAUGCUGAAUGUCCUUCCUGGGAGGAAUGUUCCAGAAUGGCUCAACUUCCAGGACAAGUUUGAGAAGAGGGUCCAUGUGCCCAACACAACGACCCUGAGGAUUGAUAACCUGACCCUUGAGGACAGCGGGCUGUACCGGGCUCGAGUCAGCUACAGUAACGGAACAGAAAGUGACCAGGAUUUCCAUCUGAUGGUCUACGAGCCCGUGCCCCUUCCUCAGAUCCGGGCCAUGGUUCCGUCCCUCACACCAGGCUGGUGCAAUGUCACCGUGGAGUGUGACUCCAUGGGAACCAGGGAGGGCCUGACCGUGUCCUGGGAGAGCGAGGGCCUCCCCAGGGAGUUGGAGCAGAGACCGGUCCCAGGACCAGCCCCCAACCCCUGGACCCUGGCUGUGAGCCUGCCCCUGAGCCAGCCCAACGCCAGCCUCACCUGUGUGGUCAGCAGCCAGGUGGACCAGAACACUGCUUCCCAGGACCUUCGAGACAUCUGUGGCCAUGGUGAGUGCAUCCUGCCAGAGGGGAGGGGCUCUCUCCGAGCUCAGGGAGCCCUGGGUGACAGUUCCUGGCUCCUGUCCCUCCCAUAUUUAUGGCACCUGCUACCUGGUCACCCCAUCCAGGACUCUGGGAGGCACAUCCAACUUGCUUCUGUCCUUCGGUGUCCCUCCCCUGCAGCUCUCCUCCCCUCACCCCUGCGGGUCCAGGCAGCACCAGCAGUUACCUCUCCCGCCCUCAUCCAUCAUCCCGUGUGUGUCUAGGAAGAACGAGUUGGGGGGUGUCAGUGGUCUGUGCCCUCUGAUGGGUCUGAGCCAGCGACUCCUUGCAGGACUCAGGGAU